GCGGCCGCCGCGUCCUGCGCGGAGGCGGGAGCGGAGCGGGGCAGCGCCGGCAGCAACGCGCGGCUCCGGGCGCGGCCGGAGCGGAGCCCCCAGCCCAGAAACACCACAUAGAUAAAUGAACAUCAGCUGUCCUGAGUACAAAAAAUUUGCUAAAAAAUCCAAUGUUUUGGUGUCUUUUGGCAAUACCUCAUGAUGCCUGCUGCCCAGCGAGACUUUGAGGAAACUGCAAGUGAAGAAGUUUAAUGUUUGCUUCAGCUGAAGAGAGUAUUUCCCAAGUCCUGGUGGGAAAAGGUGAAAAAGAGGACCAGAGGAUGUUGCUAUGGCAUGGGGAUGACAGGAAGCCAUGACUAGAAGGAGGAUUGUCAACAGGAAACAAAGCACGGCAGCCAAUGUGGCUCUGCUGUACAGCACAGCUGCUGUGCUGCGCUGCCUGCUGGACCCUGAGGCCUGGCCAGCACUGGCUGUCCCCAAGAGAGAUUCUCCUGUCCGUUUGUCUGCUGGAGCCUGAAUUGUUGUGCACCUGGUUAAUCCACUGUGCUGCAGCUGGCAGACCCUGGGCUUCUUUUCUCGACACCAUCCACUGUAAAGCCCUUGAGCAGCCAUGGGGAGCAAGACGUGUGUGUGAGCAGCUUUCCUGGGCUGGCUGAGCCCUGCGGGGAGCCCAGGCAGCUUGAGGGGUGCUGGCUGUUCAGGGCUCUGCAGAUAUGAACGCUGAGCUCUGGGGCUGGUUGUUCUCACCAUGCUAGUACAUGGGAAGGACGACUUCCUCUCAGACAUAGCCUACAUCAUCCUGGAGCUGAUCAUCGCUGUGCUGGCCAUCCUGGGCAACAUCCUGGUCUGCUGGGCCGUCUAUCUCAACAGCAACUUGCAGAACGUCACCAACUACUUUGUGGUGUCCCUGGCUGCUGCUGACAUUGCUGUGGGGGUGCUGGCAAUCCCCUUUGCCAUCACCAUCAGCACUGGCUUCUGUGCCUUCUUCUAUGGCUGCCUUUUCAUUGCCUGCUUUGUCCUGGUCUUGACCCAGAGCUCCAUCUUCAGCCUCCUGGCCAUCGCCAUCGACAGGAUCAUUGCCAUCCGAAUUCCCCUCAGGUACAAUGGCUUGGUGACCGGCUCUCGAGCCAAAGGCGUCAUUGCCAUCUGCUGGGUGUUGUCCUUCAUCAUCGGCCUGACCCCAAUGCUGGGCUGGCACAACGGAGCCCAGAUCCAAGAGCCCCAUUCCAACUGGUCCUCUCCCAUCAACUGCAGCAACAGCAUGGUGGCGUGUCUCUUCGAGGCCGUGGUCACCAUGGAGUACAUGGUCUACUACAACUUCUUUGCCUGUGUGCUCCUGCCCCUCCUUCUCAUGUUUGGUAUCUACUUGAAAAUCUUCAUGGCAGCGCGGCGCCAGCUCAAGCAGAUGGAGAACAAGAUGGUACACGGGGAACGUUCCCGCUCCACGCUGCAGAAGGAGGUCCAUGCAGCCAAGUCCUUGGCCAUCAUCGUCGGGCUGUUUGCAGUCUGCUGGCUCCCGCUGCACAUCAUUAACUGCUUCACCCUUUUCUGCCCGGACUGUGCCCACGCUCCCCUGUGGCUGAUGUACCUGGCCAUUAUCCUGUCUCACGCUAACUCGGUGGUGAACCCCCUCAUUUAUGCCUACCGCAUCAGGGAGUUCCGCCACACCUUCCGCAAGAUCAUCAGCCAGCACAUCCUGGGCCGCAAGGAGCCGUUCAAGGCGGGAGCCGCCAGCUCCAGGACUUCCACCCACGGCGGGGACGCGGAGAACGCCAGCAUCCGGAUCGGUGAGUAUGCGCUGGAGCUGUACGGCAACGGAGAGAUCCACAGGGACCCCGAGAAGCAGGACUUGAACAAAUGCAAAGCUGCCUUGGAAUGGCACCAGAACGGAAACGCUCUGGACUUGGAGACAAACGGACAUCUCCCGCAUUCCUGUAAAAAUGGGAUUCUCUCAGACGCAUGCCUGAACAGGGAGCUUCACAGUGAAGAGCUAAUUGAUGCCCAGGUGUCUUACUCAGACCUGGAAAGAGCAGCCUUUACUGCAGCUGAUGUUUCCUGAUGAGACUUUCGAAGUUUUCCUGGUAGAAUUAUUUUUUUUCCAUUGGUGACCUCUGCCAUGGCAGAAAGGGAGGCUGGGGGGCGGGGGGAGAGCAGUGCAUUCAGAUCACUGUGGAGAAAGGGGUCCAUAUCCAGGACUGUUGGAUGAUCCUAAAUACCAGGCUGGAGAAGAGCCAAGAGACCACUGAAGUGGACUAAGGAAGGAGGACACGUUACCCAUCAGUGACCUGUCACCAAGGGCAGUGCCAAGGUCCGGGAUGGCAUUCCAAGUUGAGCACUGGGAGACUGCUGAUGCAGGGAUUUUGGGACAUUUUGCUGUACUGUGCCUCUGGUUGAGAGCUGGUUUCACUGUCUUUACCAAUGGAAUGGCUGGAAGUAUUCCCUGAAUAACAAAGAGCAACUGGGAAGGAAGGGCCUCUGAGUUCUGUGGCCCUGCAACAAGCAGAAGGGGGAUAGCAAAAUCUGUUGUCAGGAAGGAUGCCAGGAACUGCUUGAGAGGGAAGGAAUUUACCUGAUUGGAACUGUGGAUACUUUCAACCAUGGCACUUUGUCUUUCAGUUUGUGUUCUUGAAGCUUUUACUGCAACAGGUUGCUCAAAUGGGUUUUUUCCACAUGAUGAUAAGGUUGCUUUAUGUUAACUUAUAAAAGAUGGGCAAGAGCUCAUGUCUGUUCCCUGAGUGCUCAGUGUUCCAGGUGCACAUGACAAAUAUAACCUCUUAGCACUCCCCUUUGUCCAACAAAUCACCAAAGCUGAGCCUUGCCAAGGAUUUCCCUUGGCAAAAGGGCUGUGGUGCUGUGGGCUGUGUCCUCAGGGCAGGGCUGUCAAGGGCUCUGGGUGUGGGAGCUCUUUGCAGAGCUCUGCCCCUGCCUCUGUGCUUCUCCUCCUGAGCUCCUAGGAUUGCAAAUUCUUUCCAUGGCCCCAGAUGUGUGUGAGGGGAGGUAAUAUUCCAUAUUUCAGUCAUCUUCAUCCUCACUCAACAGGCUGAGGGACUUUUGUUUUACUUCUUUCUUGGGGUAGAGAACAACCCACACACAUACCCUGACCUAAUUUUGGAAUUCCAAUGAGCUCUAUUUAAAAAACCUUUUCUCCUGUAUUUCAGUUUUUUCCUGAGAAGCCUGAUGUGUCCCUGUGGUGCAGAGGCCAACAGAGGAAGCUCUGGGCUCUGUCUGGUUAGAAGAUGCUCCUGCUCUGAGAAGCUGAAAGGUGUCAGUGGUAUUGGAACUCAGCUUAGAAACUGCAGUUUCUACUUUCUGUAGAAGAGAACAGGCAAAUUUGUGCUGCAGCAAGUGUACACGUUGCUGUGGUUUGUUGCAGAGGUGUUUCACUGCAGUUUGGUAAUUUUCUGGAAGGAAAAUUAAGGAAGUCUGGCAGCUCAAGAACAGCAUGAAUUCUACCUGAAGAUUGUCUGGGUUGAGUUUUUCAGACAAAUAAUCCAUGUCCAGUACUACCAGCCUUCUGGAGAGACAGGCAGUAGUCCCAGGUCCUGCUGGGAAGUGAAAAGUCUGGUAAUUCCAGGAAUCUGAAGCUCAUUGCUAGCUGAAAUCAUCAGAAAUAUCCUCCCUCAAUCUGGUUCCUCCUCGGGUCUCUCCACGAACAUUUCAGAAGCCAAGGGGGAUUUUCAUACUUGAGGAAGAGCAGGUUAGGUCUGUGUGUUCUUAUUCCAUGUUUAUUUUAUAUAUUGUGAACUAUUAAAACGAAAAAUCAGAUUUAUUUUGAGGAGAAUUUUCUUUUUGCCAGUUUCCCCACACGCAUGUGGGGAGAAGCUUGUGAUGCUGAAUGUGUUUGAGCAUGUAGCUGCUGUGGGCUACACAAAGCUUGCUGUGAGAUGGAUAAAAUGAUGUGGCUGCCACCACAGUGCUUAGCAGAAAGACAGGCCAGUUGUAGAACAAUAGACUUGGUGGUUUAAUUGAACUGCUGCUUUCUUGGCAGGGCUCUUGCCCGUGGUCUGAUGUCAGAGGAGAGCAUUAUCCCUGAAGGAGCUCUGAGCCAUCCCCUGUCACUGAUGUCACGGGCAGCUCCUGCGUAGGGGGACUCGGGAUCUCGUCACUCCUGAUCCUUCUGGAUGGAAUAUUUCUGUGGGUUAUUUGUGUGAUGCCUUCUCUGACCUCCUGUAACAGCAGCAGAGAACUCAGGAAAAUGGGGGGCUGUUCUGUUCAGGCCUCAGCUGGAGCUGAAAUGUUUCUAAGAAUAACACAAGAUUACAUCCGGCACUCAUGUCAAUAACAAUGAGGUCCACAAAGAGCCAGAGCAGGGGAGGAAGUGUGGGAAAAUACCAGCGUUGCUCAUGGGCUGGAGCACACACGAGUGCAGAAGCGUUGCCUGCUGAGUUUAGCUGCCAUUGGCAAAGGGAUGGUUUGCACAGUUGGUGUGGAUUGCUUGUGUGAUUUCUAUAUUUCCUGAGCAUCUCCACACCUACUUGUGGCUGUUUCUUGCUUGGUUGCCCCAAGAAUCCAGUUGAUCUAUGCUGAUGGACAAGCUUAGGAUUGUUCUGCUUUCCAGAUUGCUCUGGAAAACUUUCCUGCCCAACUAGAUCACCACCUGAGCUUAGUGACUUUCCACAUGUCUUGAAUUUAACUUUGGUGGUGCUGCUUGAGCUGCCCCCAGGAGUGUCCGGUCCCUCUCAGUAUCAGUGAUCAAACUUGAAGUGAGAAGGGUGUGUGAAGGGCAGGGCAGGGAAUGGGCAGGGUGCUUUGUGGGGCUGUCUGCAGUCACAGGAAGGAAGGGAUGGCAGCUGCACCGCAGGCUGGGCCCUCUGGCAAGCACAUGGCUGAGAUGGACCCUCAGAGGAUGUUUCUGAAGCAGUUGUUGGGGAGAGCAGGAGCCUUUUGAACAGAAUUUUGGACUUCAUAUUUCUUGUUUCCUAGGGAUCAUAAUUUCAGGGCUUCCUGCUUUUUGGUUUGUUUUCCAUUAAAAAAAAAAAAAAAGAAUAGGUCCCACCAAUGAAGUGUGCUCUUUCCUUCUCUGGCAGCUCUCCACUCCUGAGAGAAGUACCUGCUUUCCAAACUUCCUAGGACCACUCAAAUCUCCAUUUUUCUUCCAGCUGGAGAAUGUUUAGCUGAUCCAGCUGUUCUGGAUAAACAAAGAUGGUGCCCAGACAAAGGGAAGAAUGAGGUGACUCUCAGGAGAGGCUGGAGAAGACCUUCCUGGGAAUCCCAGGUGCAGUGGGUCCAGAGAGUAUGAGCUGGGAUCAGCAGAGACCAAUUUAAUUGAACGAGAACUUCUUGCUAAAAAAAUCUGAAGAUGCAUUGAGAGAUGUGGUGCCUCAUUUGGUGUGAGGGCAUUCCAUGAAUUUCACCAUUCCCUGAAGACUCUUAGGCUCCAGAGUUUAUUUGCUUUAUAAGAGUUUUGGAGAAAGCAACGUUUGAUCGGUUGCCAGGAGUAAUUUUACCAAGAGUUCUUGGUGCUCUCUCCUCAACAGGGCACUGCUUUUUGUGUGUGCAAAUAAAUGCACUCACAGCUGUAUCCUGCAGAGUCCCUUUGGAUCAGUGAUAUUUCAAAGCUCUGUGCAAGUUUGAGCUGCAGCUUUUGAACCAAGAAGCAAUGUGGCAUGGUGGGACACAAAGGGUUUCUCACUGGUCCCAGUUGGUGCAGGUGGACUUGGAGUGACAUAGAAUAGUCUGAGCCUUUGGUCAUUUUUUGAUGAUUCCUCAAGGGAUGCUGGUGGAAAUAGAGAAGUCUCUAAGGUGAGGGAGACUGGAGGGUCAGGAUGGACAGGAGUUCCUGGUAGUGAAGGAGCAUUUGCAGAGCAGGUGUUUGGGAGGAUUUCAGGGGAGCAGGAAUGUGCUGGGAGGUGCUGAGGGGUGCAGAGGUGAUGCUGGCUUGAGACCAAGGUGGGACUUGCUGGGGAAGGACUCUGGAAGGGAUGUACAGCCUUAUCCUGAGCUCUCCUGGGUCACUGCAAGGAUCAGCCCUUCCUGGGGCGUGCACAGGGUUGACUUUGUAGGGUCUGUAUUGACAGGGAUGGUUGUUAUGGAUUAUGUUCUUUUCACAUACAUUUUCACAUUUCACGAGCACCUCCAGGUAUAACAAAUCCCCUUCUGCUUCAUGAGCAUGGGCCCUACCUAAAUCAAAUCCUUCCAGCCAGUUCUGUGGAAGGACAAACAGGCUGCAGUGGUGCCACAAUGCAUUAAACCUGCAUGCAAUACUCUCUGGUGGUGUUUGCUAAGUUCAGCUGCCUAAAAAUCACUUCUCUCCCAAGUUGUUUUGGGCAUCAAAUUGCACUGAGUCAUUUCAGCGUUUUUUUUUCUUUCCAGCCCUCAGCUUCUGGCUGUCUUUAUGGCAAAACACAUAAAGAGUAACAAAAAUCACAGUUCCUCAUUUGCAUGAGAGGUGACUAAGCCUGAUAGAUGAGAGUCCCCAGACUGGGGCAAUGUUGUGUGUAACUCCCCCCUGACUUGCCUGCUGGGGCUGUUCACACAAGGAUGUGUUGAAAUCAAGACUGGAACCUGUUGAUCUGAGAACAUCCAUCCCUCCCCUCACUGUCUCAGGAGCUGCCCUGUCCUGUGGAGAGGUUCUCUGUGGUCUGCAAACCAAGACACUAUCAACACCCUGCUGCACAUGCUGUCAGUAUGAAACAAUUACUCUUUUAAUUUAAAUGUUUUAUGAUAUAGGUGUUGUUUUCCCUUUGUCAGUUACCAUUGGGGGGUGGGAGGUGGGAAGGGGGUGGGAGAAUCUGUGCAUGCAAAUGUAUUUAAAGUGCAUUGACCAAAGGUUUUUUUGAAUCUGUGAAGUUUUCUUAUCUGUGAAGUCAUCAGACUGCUGGGCAGUGAGGAGCCGCCGGUGCUGCGGAGUCUGUCUUGGUUACAUUUCUUAAUAAGCAUUAAAAUAAUAAAAUAUAUUUGUAAAAGAGA
This is a messenger RNA of Zonotrichia leucophrys gambelii, 6900 nucleotides long. It is a transcript of the gene ADORA2A, whose product is annotated as adenosine A2a receptor. Bases 740 to 2050 code for a protein of 436 amino acids. The transcript has 4 exons. Gene Ontology annotation, biological process: adenylate cyclase-activating G protein-coupled receptor signaling pathway; G protein-coupled adenosine receptor signaling pathway. Lineage: Eukaryota; Metazoa; Chordata; Aves; Passeriformes; Passerellidae. Gene Ontology annotation, molecular function: G protein-coupled adenosine receptor activity. The record is from RefSeq and is a predicted model, not a curated record. Gene Ontology annotation, cellular component: plasma membrane.